UUCUUAUUUUUCAUUUUGCAUUUUCUCAUAAACACUCACGCGCUUAUUCUCGAACCCCAAAUCUCAUGGCUUCGUCUUCGUCACCAACAACAACAUUGAGCCGGAGAAGAACACAAGCUCCGAUUCCAGCUCCGAAGAAACUCUCCAACUUCGACGACGUCGUUUGCCAGAAAUGCAGCUCCGGCAAAUCCCCAACCAAGUUGCUCCUCUGCGACAAAUGCGACAAAGGCUAUCACAUCUUCUGCCUCUCACCUAUCCUUGCUAAAGUUCCCAAGUCCUCUUGGUUCUGCCCCUCUUGCUCCCACACUACCACCAACAACCCUAAAUCUUUUCCUCUUGUACAGACGAAGAUUAUUGAUUUCUUCAAAAUCCAACGGUCUUCUGAAGCAUCUCAGAUUCCGAAUCAAGAUUCAAAGAAGAAGAGAAAGAGGAGCAGUAGUUUAGUGGUUUCAAAGAAGAAAAGGAAGCUGUUGCCGUUUACUCCGAGUGAUGAUUCUAGGAGAAGAUUAGUACAGAUGGCUUCCUUGGCAACUGCGCUGACUGCAACUAAAACGGAGUUUAGUAAUGAGCUUACUUAUAUGCCUGGAAUGGCUCCAAGGGAUGCUAAUUCUCCUGCUCUUGAACAUGGUGGAAUGCAGGUCAUGUCAAAAGAAGACAUUGAGACUCUUAACUUAUGCAGAAGUAUGAUGGAAAGAGGAGAAUGUCCACCCCUCAUGGUUGUUUUUGAUCCUGUAGAAGGCUUCACUGUGGAAGCAGACAAAUCCAUCAAAGAUUUGACAAUAGUAACAGAAUAUGUUGGAGAUGUAGAUUUCUUAAAGAACCGGGAAUACGAUGAUGGGGAUAGCAUUAUGACACUUCUUUUUGCUUCUGAUCCUUCACAAUCGCUGGUCAUCUGCCCAGAUAAACGAAGCAACAUAGCACGAUUUGUUAAUGGCAUCAACAAUCACACACUUGAAGGAAAAAAGAAGCAGAACUUGAAAUGUGUGAGAUUUAAUGUCGAUGGUGAAUGUCGGGUCCUUUUAAUUGCUAUCAGAGAUAUAGCUAAGGGGGAAAGGCUGUACUAUGACUACAAUGGAUAUGAACAUGAAUAUCCAACUGAACACUUUGUCUAACUGUGUGGCUUGUCUAUGAUCUAGAGCCUACAAUAUUAAGGAAAUAAUAGCUUGAACAGGGAAUUGUUAACUUGUGAUUUGAUUAUUUCAUCUCUAAAUUUAGUAGUUCAUUCAACCUAUACCUUUGGCAUUGAUAGCUGGAAAGUGUUAAGAACUGGAACUUCAAAACGGUUUGUUUUGUUCAUGUGUUGGGCAUGUAUCUCAUUAGAUAUACCUUGUGGACAUGUAAUUCUUGGGUAAUUUUUGUAACUGGUGGUUUUUAUCUAUCAAUUUAUUAGCUGAUUCAAUUUA
Messenger RNA from Lathyrus oleraceus (garden pea), 1403 nucleotides. RefSeq names its product histone-lysine N-methyltransferase ATXR6. The coding region runs from base 66 to 1112 and encodes 348 amino acids. Gene Ontology annotation, molecular function: protein binding. The record is from RefSeq and is a predicted model, not a curated record. The transcript is spliced from 6 exons. Lineage: Eukaryota; Viridiplantae; Streptophyta; Magnoliopsida; Fabales; Fabaceae.